This is a messenger RNA of Symbiodinium necroappetens, 2472 nucleotides long. Lineage: Eukaryota; Dinophyceae; Suessiales; Symbiodiniaceae. The record is from the annotation of a GenBank genome assembly.
AUGGAUUCCGCGGGCUCAGGCUUAGAGCCGAACUAUGAAGCAGAGGUGAGGCAGGAUGUGUCAGGAGCCGGUAGGGUUCCAGACUCUACGAGUGACACUGCUGCAGAUGAGAUUAGGCUGGAUCAGCAAGACGGGACGUCUGUGCGUGGAACUGGCCACUCUGUAGAGCAGACUUCAGAUGAGCAGGCGGCAGCAGACGUUCUUGCUCGAGCUGAUGGUUUGGAACCAGAGUAUGAUUUCGAGUCUGCAGAGGGUGGUGUUCAUUCCCCGGAGAGAGAUGAAUUACAGCAGGAUAGGCUGCUGGGGCCAUCUGGAAAUCGAGAGCAAUACCAUGGAGUUAGAGAGGCUCAAUCUCACUUGGAGUCUGUGAGGCCGGAGGGAAUUUCUGGCUUGGGUCAGCGUGGGGUUGAGGAGCGACUUCCAGGACGAGGGCGUGAUACAGCUCUGCUGAAUGGAGGGCCGAGACCUGGGAAGGGUCGUGGGAAUCCAUCUGUGUUUUCAGGCUGGGAAGAAGCUGGAUUUACAGUGCAAGCUUCACAGGAGGCUCAAGGUGUGAGCCGUAUUAGGCCUGGUGGUGGACCACUGGGAGUUGAGGCUACGAGGAUGGAGCAUCUGGAAUUUCUGGUCGAACAGCUGCUUGAACAGAACGCGCAGCUGAAGCACGAGAGACUGGAUGCCCAGCGUCGAGGUUCAGCUGACUGUGAUGUAGGUAAGGGUAUCGGUUCUCGCGGUGAUGAUGGUUGGGUUGAAACUCGAGAGAUGGCUUCGGUUGAGGUACCAGCCUCGGUUACGGUGAUGGUCAACGGGGUUCCUAGGAUGGGGAUCAAGGUGCAAAGGAGACUGGAAAUCCCUUUGCUGCAAGUGCGCCGACUCCAUUCAGGUGGUACCAAGGUUCCUAAGCUUCCACCUCCAGCUAGCCCUCCCCGUGAGCCGCAGAGGGAUACCGCUGUGCGAGCUGCUGAUCUUGAGGGUCGUCAGUUGUUGGAGGAGGGUGAGGUGACGCCGUUUUUUAACGAUUUGGCGCCAAGGGGUCAUGAGUGGUGGCAGCGAGUGAUUUCGGAGGCCAAGGCGGAGUAUGAUAGGUCUGAACUUCUGAAGGGGCUUACAGGGCUCCCAGUGUGCGACACCGCGUCCUGCGCGGUAGCUACAUUGCAGAAGUGGUUUCGGCAUCUUGAGAGGGCUAAGACUAUGGAGAUUAGCGUGCCGGAUAGCUCCCUGCUUCUGGAUGGGGUAGACAAGUGCAUGAAGGGUGUUCUUCAAGCCAAUCCCAAUCUCCUGUUCCGUAUCCAGGCUAUUCGUAUGCAGCUUCAGCUUGAUACAACUCCGACUCAGGAAGCAGUGGAAGAGUAUACCAGGACUUUGCUUGCUGAGAUGGAGUUGUUGUCUGUGUCCAUGCCUGAUGCAGGGAACAAGCGACAGCGCAUAGCAGCUGUUGCCUCAGACCCUGGUGAUGAUAAAGGAAAGGGUAAGAAGGGUAAGAAGGGGGAUGAGGUUCUCAGCAGGGCCAAUGAGCAUGGCCGCAGGGGGCUCAUAGACGGGGGCGCGACGGCGUGCAGAGUAUAUCACCCCAAGUUUGGGGAACUUGAUGUUGACACCAGCACCGGCUGUCCAGAGGUCGACGAGGGCGUUGCUUUGGAGCUAAUCGACCAGUACGAGCUGUACGUGGGGCAGCAUGACACAAGGGGUGCAAGGUUGAGAUGCAUCAUUGAGGACUUAAAGACCAAGGGAACCAGGGACCUGGUCGGCUUAAUGGGGGACGGGGAUUCGCAGGCGGAUGCGGCCUUCAGUGUGUAUAUUGCUAGGAAUGUGGAUGAUGUCUUGAUCCUGAGAUUCUUCACUCUUAUUCUGUUGGCCUUUGUUAAGGGAGAUCUCGGCAAUCAGUGUGAUCAAGAGGGUGUUUCGUUGUGGAAUACUCCAGAAUGGCAGGUCAUUGACUACAUUCCUGAGAGAGACUUUGGUGUCGUUGCGGAGCUUUGGACGGAGUGGGCUCGUUAUCUUAUUGUGGGUGUUCUGUCUGUGCCAAUUCUAGCAGUGGAUGGGAAGAGUGUUGAGAAGCCUUGUGACGCAGAUCCAGAUCCUCCUCUGUCAGAGGGUGGUGUCAUUGAUGACGCUGAGUGGUUUGCAAGUAAGGAUGAGUUUUGGGGUUACAAUCACGGUGCACAGGUCCUGACCAGGUACCAUCCGGUGCCUAGACGGCAAAUGUUUGUACCCUCGGCCCAUGAGUGGUUGCCGUUUGAUCGAGACUGGAUUGGUGACAUUAGAUACUGUGUGCAGCAGUUUCAGGGUGGCGAGCCAGUGCGAACUACACAUACCUGGAAGGGGGGUCGGGGCCGGGCUUCUAAGUACGCUUGGACUGGUUCAUCCUCUUUCAAACUUCGAGGUCCCGAUCCCACUGCUGCAAUCGGGGGGGGCUUCAGUAAGUUCGACGGGGUCGUCAGCAUCGGGAAGUUUGAAAAUUUCGAAGCUGGAUGA